UUAUUUAGCACAAGAUGAAGCAGGUGAAAUACAAGUAAUAGGGCUGGAAAAGCACCACAGACACAUGGAGAGGGAUUGCCUAGGAGAGAUAAAUUAGAGUCCCUAUCCUUAAUGUUACCUGGAGGGAAAGAAAAGACAAAUUUGCCAUCCUAGAAAGAGCCUCCUUUGUAAAACGGUAAGUUGUCAGAAGUAAUUGGAUCAAGUGGGAGUAGAGCUUCUAAGAUGAGGAGGAUGCUAUAGUUACUGUAGGCUGCUGUUAAAUGAGGUAGAAAAAAGGUAUCUGGAACUGUCCUAUGCUGUGUAUGCAAAACGAGAAGAAAAUUGACUUAAUAAAUAGCCAGAAGGGAGUACUUCACAGGCUGUUUGGAGCAGAAGGUCGUGCAAGAUGCCACUGGGAAAGUAAUCUCCUGCAGGGUUGCCAGAGUGCCUGGCUUUGGCUUUGAUUUUCUGUGGUACUCGAGGCUUUCACGCAUGGUGUGUCCAAGGAGCUGCUGUCCGUCUGGGGUUUGGGAUGCCCACGUUCUGGUCCUUGCACUGCCUCCUCAGCUUGCUGUCUCUGCAGAAGGCUGCUGGCUCUCUCUCUCUUUUUUUUUUUUUUUUUUUCUCUGAAUGCAAGGAGAGAUAAUAAACUCACACUUUCCUUCACUAUAAGAUAAUUCUGGAACUGAGUUCCCGAAGUUUUUACAAUGCUUCAAGUACAUGAAUGACGGGAUCCUAGAGGAAAGAGUGCUGGCAUUACUGUAGCAUGUAUUGUCUACUAUGUGGAGAUGAAAUGUAGCUUAAUAAUUUGGAGUGUUUGAGAGGAAACAGGGGAAGAAGGGCUGUUGGCUUUUUGGCUUUUCUGGUACUCUUUGUUGUGUUUGAGAAAAUGAGUUGAUCUUUUUAAAGUACAGAAACUCAGCUAAGCCAACAUGGAAUGGAAAUGUUUUGAGAAAAUCAGUGGAGAGGAGAAGGUUCAGCUAUGAAGUACACAUGGUUUCUAAUUGCCUAUUUCUACUUUCUACUCAGUGAAAAAUACCAAAGCCAUUGAAGGAAAUGAUGUCUGUACUGUGACAUAAAUCUUUAUGCGACGUGUAAUUAGCUGUCAGUAGGAUUUGCCACCAUUGAGUACCUGAUUAUAGUAGUGGUUUGACAUCUUUCCUGAAUGAGAGCUGGAGGGAGACAGGGCACACCUUCAGUGCUGCCUUUUAAGCUGUUCAGUGCAGAGAAUGGUGGUUGCUUGGGGUUCCCCCAUUAAUUUCUGCAGGAGUCACCAACCUUUUUGCCCUGCUAUGCUCAGAGACUCUGCUUUCCUUCCCAUCCCUUCCAACUGUAUCACUUGAUCUCUUUUUAUCCUUCUCUCUGUAGCUUUUCCACUGCUUACCUUCUCUCCCUCCUUCUUUGCUGUUUGUCCCUUUCUCAGGGACAGACAGCAAGGAUGUCCCUCUGCCGAGAAGGAAGAGGAACCAAAAAAGAGCAGCAGAUGCCAAGUUGGGUGUGAUUCCCUUCUCCAUUUCAGAUAAGAGCUGAAGGAACCAGGAGGCAGGGCAGGCUGCACAACCUUCCUGCUGCUUCUCUGAACCCUGAAACCCACAAGAGAACCUUUCAGCUGAAAGGAGAUCCCCAGGAGGUGGUGCACAGGAAAGGGGCACGAUGCUCGCCCCCAGCUCUGCUCCGGUGCAGGGCUGGCAAACCACAGGAGCAACAGGAAGCCUCCAGAACCUGAAGAAGUUUAACAGCCAGGACUUCAAAGACCUGAAAGCCUUGUGCCUGAGCCAAGGGCUGCUCUUUGAGGAUGCCACCUUCCCCGCUCAUAUCAGCUCCAUUGGUCCCAACCUGCUCCCAGAGGAGAAGCUCUGGCAAAUACAAUGGAAGAGGCCAACUGAACUUCAGAGAAACCCUCAUUUGAUCAUGGAUGGAGUUAGCAGAUUUGAUAUCAUACAAGGAGAAAUAGGUGACUGCUGGAUGCUGGCUGCCCUGGGCUCCUUGACACUGCGGAAACAAUUUUUGGAAAAUGUUUUACCAAAGGACCAAGGAUUCCAGGACGAUUAUGCUGGGAUUUUUCAUUUCCGGUUCUGGCAAUACGGAGAAUGGGUGGAUGUAGUGAUAGAUGACCGACUGCCACUCCUAAAUGGAAGAUACCUGUUUGUACACCCCCGAACUUCAAAUGAAUUCUGGCCAUCCUUGCUGGAAAAAGCAUAUGCCAAGUUGCGGGGCUCCUACCAGAACUUGAAUGGAGGCUUCCUUUCAGAUGCUUUAGUAGACCUCACAGGUGGAGUUCAAGUACAGUUUUCAUUGAAGGAUCCACCUCCUGAUCUGGAGGAGAUCCUGAAAGCAGCUGACAAAUCUCGGUGCCUGAUGGGGUGCAGCACCACAGGCCAGGCAAGCAGGAACGUAGAGCUGAGGAAUGGGAUUGUACAGGGUCAUGCCUACACCAUCACCGGAGCUGUGAAGAUCCCCUACAAGAAUGGCUGGAAACAUAUAAUCAGGAUCUGGAAUCCGUGGGGCCAUGGGGAGUGGAAGGGGCCCUGGAGUGAUGAGUCUCCUCAAUGGAACUGUGUUGAGCCCAAAUACAGAGAAGCCCUCCUCAGAAAUAAGGAUGAUGGAGAAUUCUGGAUGUCCUGUGAAAACUUCCAGGAGCAGUUUUCAUGGCUGUAUAUAUGUAACAGCACCCCAACAUUUCUGGACUUUGGAGAUGAGCACUGCACAACGUGGUCUCUGAACAGCCACAUCAACCUGUGGAGCCCAGGCCUUCCCACACGAAGGAGCCGCUACUCCCCAGGUGCAGUUUCAACAAACCCUCAGUAUUUUUUCAAAGUGCUAGAUCACGACCCAAAAACCUAUAAUGUAGCAAUUUCACUCAUGCAAAAACACCCUGAGCAUAUGCAGGAUGAAAAAAACCUGAAGAUCGGCUUUUUCAUCACCAUGGAGAACUCCAGACUUCUGAAACAAAUUUUUAUCCGGACUCGGGAUGUGACCAGCUACUUUACCUUGAGCCCAGGAACCUAUGCCAUUGUUCCUGCUGGAGCAGAGGAGCAAGAAUUCGAAUUUCUCUUACGAAUUUUCAUAAAGAAUCAAGACUACGCUGAGAACUCAAACUCCCUGACCGACCCAGUGCCUCCUAUGGAUGCACCAAGAUGGAACCAGGACAGCUCCUAUAAGGCUCUUUUCCUGAAAUACGCUGAGCAGGGCUCAACUAUUGAUGCCUCGCAGCUGCAACAACUCCUUAAUGAAGUGAUCUUGCAAGAUGAGAUGACCAGCCUGGGUGGGAGAUUCACCUUUGAUUCAUGCAGAGGCAUUUUAGCCCUGAUGGAUCUCAACUCGAACGGGAGACUCACCCUGCAGGAGUUCGGGAGCCUCUGGCGGAGUCUCACGAAGUACACGGAUAUCUUCAGCAAGGAAGACAGAAACCGUUCUGGAUUUCUUGAUGUUGCUGAACUGAAGAGUGCGAUACAGGCAGCAGGUCUGGCCGCCACGGCGCAGCUGCUGCGCCUGAUGAUGCUGCGCUACGGCGAUGCUGCCGGCAGGGUUGGCUUCUCGGACUUCGUGUGCUGCAUGCUGCGCCUCGACACCAUGACCCAUGCAUUCCAAAACUUAGCAGAGGGUGGAUCACAAAUUCUGAUGACGACAAUGGAGUGGCUGACUCUUGUCAUGUACACAUAAAGAGAUGCAAGAGCUCAUGGUGACUUUUCUUCCUCCUCAGUAGAACAGUGCCCAAGGCCAUCCCAUACAAAAGCCAUCCAUGGAGUUCUUGAAAAACUACUGUGAAGGAGUGAAGCCAGGUGUCCUUCUGCUUGGUGGUACUCAGAUGUUGUGAUGAAGAGUCCUUUCCAGGCAAACUGGAGGUGCCUUGGAGAGAGAAGAAUUGCUAAUGAAAGCACUCCAUGGACAAGCUGGUAGUACUUAAUGGUCUGGGCAAGCUGGAAGUGUUGACUGUAAUCUCCUCUUGUCUUCCUGUAAAUAGUACAGAAGCCAGGAACAGCUCCAUUAACUCCAUUGUGAAAAAGAGCAGAUCCCUGCCUUUUGUGUGAAAGGAGUGUCUCAGUAGGGUUACAAAAAAAAUUAAGACGUAGGUUACAAAAAAAAUUAAGACACACUUUUAUUUGAAUUAUUCCUUAAUUUUCUUGUGUGCCAUUAAUAAGUGCCAGAAAAUGAUUGAAGAAAUUAGUCAUAAUUCAUAAAUAACAC
Corvus hawaiiensis (hawaiian crow) is the source of this 4167-nucleotide messenger RNA. RefSeq names its product calpain 13 (gene CAPN13). The transcript is spliced from 23 exons. Gene Ontology annotation, biological process: proteolysis. Gene Ontology annotation, molecular function: calcium ion binding; calcium-dependent cysteine-type endopeptidase activity. The record is from RefSeq and is a predicted model, not a curated record. Gene Ontology annotation, cellular component: cytoplasm. NCBI's taxonomy places the organism in Eukaryota, Metazoa, Chordata, Aves, Passeriformes, Corvidae. The coding region runs from base 1633 to 3642 and encodes 669 amino acids.